GCAGUCACUUACACGCGAGUGUAAAAAGUCCAGCAUCCACAGCACCGUGACGCCGUCAUCUGGAUUCCUGGCGCGCCCACGGACCGAUUGGACCACACUUUACUUUGGCUCUGCGGCUCACGAGUGCCAUGUUUUUCACGUACUUUUUGUCGGUCAACUGCUUCCUGGGGGUCUGGUCCUUGAAAGCGGGGUCCACGGGCGGCUUUUCAGGUGACCUGGACCAGGACACGGUGUCGCAACACAUGUCCAGACUCUACCAGUCAUGCAGCGCGGAGAACCGACUGAAAGAAGGGAAUACUGUGAGGAGUUUCAGAGCCGCUCCAGACUUAGCUGACCAGAAGAUUGUGUACCAGUUAAACCUCUCUGCACUCCAGGAAUCAGAGGUCAUCCUCUCUGGUACAUUCCACUUCCCGCUGGAACGACGUCCUCACCAAAAAAAUUGGUUCUGUAAACGCUUCAAGAGCCCAUCCUGCCGACCCUCGGCCACUCUGACUUCUCAGUCCAUCAGCCUGAUCUUUCGCUCAGUCCAUCUGAGCUCAAGGGUCAGCUCCGGGUCAAUGGGGUCAUUCCUAGGCAAUGUGACCUUCCACCCCCACAGGAGAGGGGUGUGGCAGAUGAAAGACGUGACCCAGGUCAUAAAGCAAGCCAGAGAUAAGGGUCAUGUGCUUGUGUCAGUGGAGCUGGACGUCGGGCAGCAGUACCACAGAACGUCGUCUCCAGGCAACUUGCCGUACCUGCUAGUCUAUGCUGAUGAUGUUGCGCUGUCGGAGCCCAACAGUGUUGCUAUGGGUCUUCAGAGGUACGACCCCCUCACCGAGGGAGGGGAGUCCAUCGAUACUUCACAGUCACAGGACUUGAAAGGACGCGUGAGAAGGGAAGCCACUUCGCUCCCCGAGCCAAUCCAGAACAAUGAGCUCCCUGAAGUGGACUACAUGCCUGAAGGUCACAGGAAGGAUGACCUCUGGGAGAGUGCUUGGUACCUGGCAGUCAAACCCAAACUUAAAUCAGAAAAACAGGAAAAGAAAAGAAAGAUCCAGCAAGAGGAAAGAGUUGAGCAAAACGAAGGCGGAAGCAACGCUCAGGUUUCCAAAGAGACGAAACGAACAUCUGAGCGUCAAUCGGCCGACAACUCGACGGAGAAGCGACACAAGGAGAGUCGCACCACCCACCGCCGACAUGACGGCAGAGAUGGAAGAAAGCUCAAAGGAAGCCCUCAGACGAAAUCACCUGUUCUGAACUUUGACGAGCAAACCAUGCGUAUAGCUAGGAGGAGACAGUGGGCGGAGCCUCAACACCGAGGCUGCUCCAGGAGGAACCUCCGAGUGGACUUUGCUGAUAUUGGUUGGAGUGAGUGGGUCAUAGCGCCCAAAGCUUUCGAAGCCUACUACUGUGCCGGCACCUGCGGGUUUCCGAUGUCCAAGGUGGCCAGACCAUCCAACCACGCCACCAUCCAGAGUAUCGUCAGAGCGGUGGGGAUCGUUCCUGGCGUUCCUGAGCCCUGCUGUGUUCCAGAGAAGAUGAAACCCCUACCAGUACUCUUCCUAGAUGAAUCCACAAAUCCCGUUCUUAAGAUCUACCCCAACAUGUCAGUGCAGUCCUGCUCGUGCAGAUAAGAGCUGGCCACGGGGGCAGAGGACAGAGCACGACGCCUGAGACAGAAAACAGAACUGAUGGAGACAGAAGCUUUCCGUGCAAGACACUUUGGACUUUGUUCUCACUGAGAGGAAACAGUCGUGAGAGAAACCAGUCAUCUGGUCUUUGGCUGCAAACUUGGGGAGAAAUAUCAUCCGGCCUCUGACUCUGCUCAAGGAAGCUAAUAAAGAGGUGGUCGCCUCACAGGUCCUACCUUCAAUUUAUUUCAUGAAAGUGGGCCAGAAUGUUCAAGGAAUGAGUGUUGUUGUCUGCCCACAUAAAAUUGUGUUGUCUGAGAAUUAAAGGGAAAUAUGAACGUGCCAGUGGUGAGAGCAAAAUUAAGUGACAUAAUAUAUAUAUAUAUAUAAAAAAGAAAAAGAAAAAAAUUAGAAUAAGUCACUGAGCUUUUUCAGUAGGAAAACAAAUGGUUAUUGUCAAAUCCAAAUUCUGACAGAAUCUGUCCAUCGAAGUUUGUAAAAGCCUAAAGGCCAUCUAAUCGAAGAGGCAAAAAAGUCAAAAAUGGUCGCCAUUUAGGCAGGAAAAAAAGAAUAAAAUUGUUUCUAUUGCUACAUAAAGUGAAGGAGCUAAUUGUACAUUAGCAAUUUUGUCACGGGAGAAGACCAGAGGCUCCGUGAAAGAUAUCAUGAAAUGUUCGGCAGCUUCCACACUUUCACAUGAAAAGAGAUUAUGAGACAUAUUUUUCUACACUGUACAGCUGUAUUUACAUUUUGCCUGGAACAUGUUAUUGUAUAUUCUCGCUGUAUAGACCGGCCAUAUUGUCUGGAUGAAUUCAUUUUACUCCAAAAAAAGUUGAAGGUUUUUAAGUAUUUUGAAUGUGAAAUGUAUUUUUUCAUGAUGACUAGAUGACAAUUAUUUGUACAUGUGUAUUGUUUAAGUUAUGGAAAAGUAGCCGUCUAUGA
Messenger RNA from Synchiropus splendidus (mandarinfish), 2552 nucleotides. It is a transcript of the gene gdf10a, whose product is annotated as growth differentiation factor 10a. The transcript has 3 exons. Gene Ontology annotation, molecular function: cytokine activity; growth factor activity. The record is from RefSeq and is a predicted model, not a curated record. Gene Ontology annotation, cellular component: extracellular region. Lineage: Eukaryota; Metazoa; Chordata; Actinopteri; Syngnathiformes; Callionymidae. The coding region runs from base 129 to 1613 and encodes 494 amino acids. Gene Ontology annotation, biological process: BMP signaling pathway; SMAD protein signal transduction.